AGUCCGCAUAUCGUUGUGUGAAUUGAAUGCAUUGAAUGAAUUUCACAGACACAACUGUCUGACCUCUCCACCACAGUAUAAUUAAGCUUGAUUUCCACUCACACCACUCCGUUUUGCCCCCAUUUAGCUAAACCACGCCUCUUAUCUAUUGAUUAAAGUGUAAACGGAGAGAAUACGGAGUUCGUACGUGGAAAUCAAGACUUACUUCGAGAUUGUUUAACGAACGAAUUUAUUGAUCUCUCUUGUCAUCGAUGCAAUAUUUUUCAAAUGGAGAGAUUUCCAACUUUGACGUCGAUUCAGAACGAUUCAGAAACUAUCCUUUCGUUAUGUGUGAAAUGCCUAAGUUCGGUUUCGACCUGAGCCUGAUGUGAUCAAUUUUGACUAGACCUGAAUUAACCUGAAAUGUAUUAAUCAGGAAAAACUGACAUGAAACCUGACAGGAAAUGUGAUUGCCAUGGCAUACGGUUCCGGUUGUGGAUGGCCCUCAGCUGCAUACUCCGUAUUGAAUUCCAACGACGAAACGCCGUUACAUACCGGUUCGAUGAACGUGGAGGAACUGUCUUGGAUGGUUUCGUUAAUGUGCGUCGGAGGUUUCGUCGGAAAUAUAUUUUAUGGAAGCAUCACCAAUCGCUACGGUCGAAAAUUACCUCUACUUUCACUCGCUCUGCCAAUGACGAUCAGUUGGGGCUUGAUUAUCUACGCAACGAGUCCAGUUUAUCUGUAUGCUGCUAGAAUGUUGUGCGGCUUUGUCGGUUCUGGUGCAUUCAUCUUUCUUCCGCUAUUUGUAGCUGAAAUAGCCGACGACAGCAUUCGAGGCUCGUUGGGAUCGUUGCUGGUUUUAUCCUGCAAUAUUGGCAUACUGAUUGCUUUCAUAUGCGGCAAUUAUUUGCAUUACACCGUUCAGCCGGUCGUUCUUGUGUCGCUGCCAAUAAUCUUCUUCGUGACAUUUUCAUUUUUCCCAGAGUCACCGCAAUAUCUAAUGAAAGUCGGAAAGGAAGAGGAAGCGGAGAGGUCAUUGCGAUUUUAUCGCAACGUAGGACAAACGACAUCGGACGAAACUGAACCAUUCAAAACGGAACUGGAAAAGCUACGAAUGAGCAAUCAAGUUCUGAAGAAAGACAACGAAAACACGUCAAUCACUUGGUCCGAUCUGACCUCGGUGUCAGCGAGGAAGGCUAUUACGAUUGGAGUGGUUCUGGUGUGGUUGAAUCAGUUCUGCGGAUGCUUUGCCAUGUUAAACUAUACAGCAAACAUUUUUGCCGAGGCCGGAUCGAAUCUAACACCGAAUGUGUCCGCAAUCAUCGUGGGAGUAAUACAAUUAUUCGGAGCGUACAUGUCAACGUUUUUGGUCGAUCGGGCCGGAAGAAAGAUGUUAUUCACAAUUUCGUCGGGCGGUACAGCUAUUGGGUUAACUUGUCUGGGCACCUACACAUACCUUGGAACACUUGGCUUCGAAAUGGAUGGCUGGUCAUGGAUCCCGAUUGCUUCGUUUUCGUUUUGCCUUUUCAUUGCGUCGUGGGGUGUUUUAACACUUCCGUUUCUAGUGAUUUCUGAGCUGACACCGGAAAAGAUUCGGGGUGUAGGCACAUCGAUCUGCAUGGCACUACUGUGGAUAUUCGCCUUUCUGAUGAUCAAAUACUUACCAAUUUUGAGUGGUGCAAUUGGCAUGCAUGGAUGUAUGGCAUUCUUUGCCGGCUGUUCGUUCGCUGGCUGUCUAUUUAGCAUUUUCGUAUUGCCCGAAACGAAGGGAAAAAGUUUUGAAGAAAUUUUAAGAAUGCUGGAAGGAUAAGGGCUACCAGUCAGUUUUAUAGUGUUGUGUGUGUGUGUGUGUAAGUCAAUGAGGGAUUCUAUUUUGCUGUUGAGUCUACUAUUCGGUUAUGUUGAUCUGUACAUUUCUUGUUGAAAGGAAAUUAAAGAAUUUUUUUGUUACGUA
Molecule: messenger RNA, 1933 nt
Organism: Bradysia coprophila
Lineage: Eukaryota; Metazoa; Arthropoda; Insecta; Diptera; Sciaridae
Product: facilitated trehalose transporter Tret1-like
Biological process (GO): transmembrane transport; carbohydrate transport
Cellular component (GO): membrane
Molecular function (GO): sugar transmembrane transporter activity
Source: RefSeq, a predicted model, not a curated record